Messenger RNA from Salvia splendens (bonfire salvia), 1312 nucleotides. Its product is annotated as binding partner of ACD11 1. The transcript is spliced from 5 exons. NCBI's taxonomy places the organism in Eukaryota, Viridiplantae, Streptophyta, Magnoliopsida, Lamiales, Lamiaceae. Bases 261 to 1115 code for a protein of 284 amino acids. Gene Ontology annotation, molecular function: RNA binding. The record is from RefSeq and is a predicted model, not a curated record.
CCAGUGCGGUUCAGUCCAAUUCACUGUGAUCCGCCUAAAAUUACCCUGCAAAAUCAACUUUUUGAGAGUCGCAUCUGCAAUUUUACUGUAACCGCAAACUGCACACACUUCUUCCUUAAUUUCCAAGACUCAUAAAUUGAUCAUCAAAUAUCCAAUUCUCUAUCUCACACAAACUACUCUCUUCGCACAGUUUACUCCAGUUUAUUCACAGAUUCAAAUUUCUCUCGCAUCUCUCCUGUAAUCACACACACUCGUAGGCAAUGACUACCAGGACUGUGAAAGUGAGCAAUGUCUCACUCAGUGCAACAGAACGGAAUAUCCAGGAGUUCUUUUCCUUCUCUGGGGCGAUCCAAUAUGUUGAAAUGAAAAGUGAAAAUGAGAGAUCUCAAUCUGCGUAUGUUACUUUCAACGAUGCUCAGGGUGCAGAAACUGCUGUUCUUCUUUCGGGAGCUACAAUAGUGGACCAGUCAGUAACCAUUGCUCUUGAACCAAACUAUACACUGCCAGCAACAGCAGCAGCAGCAGCUACCGCAUCACAAAGUGAUAAUGCGGGCGGUAGUGUUACUGCUGCUGCACAGAAGGCAGAGGAUGUUGUUAGCGGCAUGUUAGCCAAGGGUUUUAUAUUAGGGAAGGACGCACUUAACAGAGCAAAGUCUUUCGAUGAGAGACACCAACUCAUAUCAACUGCUUCAGCCAAAGUAGCAUCGCUGGAUCAAAAGAUUGGACUGAGUGAGAAAAUCACUGUUGGAGCGACCAUAGUCAACGACAAAGUGAAGGAAGUAGACCAGAAGUUUCAGGUUUCUGAGAAGACUAAGACAGCUUUUGCUGCUGCUGAACAGACUGUGAGUAGCGCAGGAACUGCCAUCAUGAAAAACCGAUACAUCCUAACUGGCACUUCAUGGGUUGCCGGUGCUUUCAGCCGGGUUCAAAAGGCAGCCGGGGAUGUUGGACAGAAAACAAUGGAGAAAGUUGCUGAGGAAGAGCAGGGAAGAAAUGAAGCUCAAGGUUACACUCAGCUUCACUCAUUUGAUUCACCAAAAGAUGCUCCAACUACAACGCCGACUCCGACUCCAAGCGACAAAAAACCAGACUCUCCAAAGGGUUUGAUUCUCUAAAUUAUAUGAGGUGAGAGUAAUUUGUGUAUAUAUUAUACUCCAUGGUUUGCGAGGCUUAAAUCGUUUAGCUAAAUACUAGCUCUCUGUUUGAAUAUUUGGUGCUUGCCUUUUGAAUAAGAUGUGUAAUUAUAGCUUUAUAUAUACAUUGAGGAGAAAUUUCGGAAUAUGGGUUUAAAUUCGCUGAUCUUUCGAGAUAA